CAGCCCCUCCCUUUCCGCCUGUGCUCGCCUCUCUCCUCUUCAGCCCUCGCCAGCCUCGCCUGUCAGAUAGGUGCUUCAGUGUCGGAGGCUAGGCUACGCUCCUGCCCCCGGACCGGACCCGACCCGCGCUGCACACGAGAGCCAGCCGCCGCCGCCGCCGUACCGCCGAGGCUCGGGCUUCCUCCCCCCCCCCCCCCCUACACCCUCCGUCUCUCGCGGCUCCGACCAUGGCAGUGCCCGCCACUUCCACCAGGUUCACCGACGAGUACCAGCUGUACGAGGAGCUCGGGAAGGGAGCUUUUUCAGUGGUGCGUAGGUGUGUAAAGAAGUCGUCCGGACAGGAGUAUGCUGCAAAAAUCAUCAACACUAAGAAGCUGUCUGCAAGAGACCAUCAGAAGCUUGAGAGAGAGGCUCGCAUCUGCCGUCUCCUGAAGCACCCCAACAUCGUGAGACUCCAUGACAGCAUUUCAGAGGAAGGAUUUCAUUACCUAGUCUUUGACCUGGUGACAGGAGGAGAGCUUUUCGAAGACAUUGUAGCCAGGGAGUACUACAGCGAGGCUGAUGCCAGUCAUUGCAUUAGUCAGAUCUUGGAGAGUGUCAAUCAUAUCCACCAGCAUGAUAUUGUGCACAGAGACCUCAAGCCUGAGAACCUGUUGCUGGCCAGUAAGAUGAAGGGAGCUGCAGUGAAGCUGGCAGACUUUGGCCUCGCUAUUGAAGUACAGGGAGACCAGCAGGCUUGGUUUGGGUUCGCGGGCACCCCUGGUUAUCUCUCACCCGAAGUCCUGAGGAAGGAUCCCUAUGGCAAGCCUGUGGACAUAUGGGCUUGUGGUGUUAUUCUCUAUAUCUUGUUAGUGGGAUAUCCUCCGUUCUGGGAUGAAGAUCAGCACAAACUCUAUCAGCAGAUCAAAGCUGGAGCGUAUGAUUUCCCCUCCCCAGAGUGGGACACGGUGACUCCAGAGGCAAAGAACCUGAUCAACCAGAUGUUGACCAUCAACCCAGCCAAGAGAAUCACUGCUGAGCAGGCCCUCAAACACCCAUGGGUCUGCCACCGCUCUACAGUGGCCUCCAUGAUGCACAGACAGGAAACUGUUGAGUGUCUGCGCAAGUUCAAUGCUCGCCGAAAACUCAAGGGAGCCAUUCUCACCACCAUGCUGGUGUCCAGAAACUUCUCAGUGGGCCGGCAGCAUACCAACUCUGCUGCUGCCGCCUCCUCCACCGCCUCACUGGCUCAGGAAGCAUGCAAAAGUUUACUGAACAAGAAGUCAGAUUCUGCUAAGCCUUCUACCAACAACAGUAAGAACAGUAUAGUGAGCGCCAUCAAUGCCCUGAAAGACACCAACAUGGCAACCAACGCCCAGAUGGAGUCGCAGAGCACUGUGGUGCACAACCCUCCCGAUGGAGUUAAGGGAUCAACAGAGAGCAAUGCCACCAACGACGAGGAGGAAAUGAAAGGUAGGAGAGCGGACAGUUCGGUGCUGAGUCAGAGCAGCGCCACAGAGGAGAUGCCCCCACUUCUGCCCUCACCUCAAAGCUCACCUGCCAUUCCACCGCAUGACGUAAAGCGCAUGGCAUGGAACAGCACAGGCAACAGCUCCUGCCCCGAGUCUGAGCUCUCACAGUCCUCCCUGCCUGCCGCUCCACUAGGGAGCAACACUGUCGCUGCUAAAUGCAACACUAAGCAGACCCGCAAACAGGAGAUCAUCAAGAUAACAGAGCAGCUGAUUGAAGCGAUCAACAAUGGAGAUUUCGAGGCCUACACGAGGAUCUGUGACCCUGGACUCACCUCCUUUGAACCCGAAGCCCUGGGGAACCUGGUGGAGGGCAUGGACUUUCACAAGUUCUACUUUGAUAACUUGCUGAGCAAGAACAGCAAGCCCGUGCACACUACCCUGCUCAACCCGCACGUGCACCUGAUCGGCGAGGACGCGGCGUGCAUCGCCUACAUCCGGCUCACGCAGUUCGUUGACACCACGGGCCACCCUCGCUCCAGCCAAUCGGAGGAGACCAGGGUGUGGCAUCGUCGCGAUGGCAAGUGGCUCAACGUUCACUUCCACUGCUCAGGAGCACCUGCUGCACCACUUCAGUGAUCAGUGGUCCUGAGCCUCCAGUCUACUGGAGUGUGUGUUUUGGGGGGCAGUUUUUUUCAGCGAGCGUGUUUAUGAGGCACCUCCUCUGCGUGGAUUGGCUAGUGCCAGGAGCCCGGCCGGGCGAGAUCGCAUCCCUCUCCACGAUACCAACCAAUCCUGUCCCUCCUUUGACCUGCUGGGGGCCGGCUGAACACAAGACCACCGCCCCCCCAUGGGAUGAUGCAUGCAUCUGGCGCCUGAAUGGAGGGCGCGUCUUUGCCCUCUAUCCCUCCCCUGGCAGCCAUCUUUUUUCUGCCCGUGCGAGAUGAGACGUCCUGGGGGAGGAGAGGAUUUACAGUUGAACUUGUGACAGUUUAUGAGUAUGAGUUAUGAAUAUACUGUGUAAAUUAUGACUAGAUGUACCAGAAACCACCAAAACCCAACCAAGCAUUUAUAUUCACUAUCUAAUAAAGGGAGGAGCAGAGAGGAGGGUGAAGUUAGCAGCUGAGAUUUUGGACACAUUUUUUGGCAUUCUAGGGAUUACAUGUACCUACCGGGCGGAAGGUGUUGUGCUCGUUACCCGGGGCGUUGGUGUAAACAUGUAGGGAGGUUUUCCCCCAACUGAAUUAUAGAGGGAAGAAAAAAAAUCAAGUGGGGCUCAGUCAGAGAACUUGACGACGAGAGAAACUUGAUAUCAAAAACAUGAAGCACCAAAGUGUAGAACUUUAGGCUUUUUAUGUGUUUUCGUUUGUGUGCUUGUUUUUCCGACGAGAACGGGAAAAAGAUCUUGUUGUCGUGGGAUGGGGGGGCGUCUGAUUUGAGGUUUACGUGUUUUGUUGUGUUUUUAGCGUCCUGUUCUCUUUUCGUUCCUGUGAAUAACCAGAGCCUUUUUUUUUCCUCUUUUGUUUUCUUUGUUUUCUUUUGGUCUGAACGAUCCUACAUUCGAGGCUCCUUUCUUUUUUUUUUUCUUUUUUUUUAAAGCAGCCGUUUUUAAAAAAAGAGGGAUUUUACUGUGCAAGUUUAAAGCUCACCUGCACGUUUCGUUGCGUCUGUAUGCAUCGGAGGGAGAGCGCGGGGCCAGUGACGGCGUCUGCGUUUUGCAUAUUCGCCUGCCGCCUCUCCCUCAUCCACCCCCCCGUCCUGCUCGCUCUCCCUCUUCCUCUCUCUUAAACCAUUCCCUCUAUUAACUUUCCCUCCCGCUCCUUUUUCUCUGCUUUCCGCAAGGGCCUGGUUUGUUUAUAUCCACUGUGUAAAUACAGUGUAUGUAUAGAUAUAUGUAGAAAAGUGUAAUAUAUGUACAUGUAUCUAAGAGACACUCAUCCUGUGUAUCUGGGUAUAGGAAUCACCCCAUCACCCCCGAUCUUCUUUAGGAGAAACGUUUUUUCCUUAACAGGUUUUUGACUUCUCCUCCUUAAAAUACUUCCUUGAGGAAAAAAAUUGGUAGCUUUUGAUUAUUCACUCAGUAAACACGUUUUAGGCUUCCAUCCCUCGUCCCGUGGCCCUAAGACUGUUUCUGGAGAUGGGGAAUAAAAGAAAUAACCGGAUAGAAUUAGUUUGACUCUUGCCCAGCAUGUUUUUAAAAAUAUAAAAACCGUCCUCAUAGUUUUCCUUGGACUCCUGAUCCCACAAUGCUGUGAUCCGUCUCUUCAUAUCAUGCACACACAUACACACACACGCACACGCCUGGUGGUGUGUCUAGGCUUUGUAACAUAUCUGCACCACUACUGUGUGACCAGGGCGCCACCCUUGCUGUGCUGCUUCAAUGUCUCCAUCCACCAGCGACCGUUGUAUCUUAAGCUCCGCCCUCCCCCUCAUCACUCCUCCCCCUGAUACCCCCCCUCCUCCCCCUUGAGAUGUUUAGUUGUAACCUCUCUGUUGUUUCUCUGUUCCCCUGUAACUGGUUUGAUUUUUUUCUUUUUAAAGUUUUGUUUUAUUACUAUUAUUAUUAUUAUUAUUGUCAUUAUUUUUUGGGGUUGUUGUCGUUGCUGUUGUUGUCGUCGUCGCUGUUGACUUGUUGACUUGUUGACUUGUCGUUUGGUAAUUUUUGCCGAUCUGCCAAGCUGGAGUUCUGCACUCUCUCCCCUCGCACACGGGAAUUUAAAAAGAGAAAAAGAUUUUUUUGAUAUUUGUUUUUAAAAGGGGAAAAAGAGGGAGAAAGUAUAAAAGACAAGACAACACAAAAAUUAGCUAGAUUGAAACGAUCAUCGAUUGAUCGGGCCUAAAUUAUUUAUUAACGUUAAUCCAGCCUUGGUGGUUUUAAAUCGUGCCUGCUCAGUUGAGAGGAGUUUUGGAAGCCCGAGCGAGCGAGCGAGGGUGGGUUGGUGUGGGUGUGCAGGUUUCUUCGACCUCCACUGUCGAGCCAGAGCGGGAGACCUAGUUAUAUGCAUGUUUCAGUUACGCAUUUCUACCAUGUACCUACCUGAAUAAGGAUGGAGCCUAGUGUUAAUAUAUGAUAUUUGCAUCUUUUGAAACAAGAAUCUCCUCCAUCCAGAAUGUUGAAUAGGUGACAUGAAAAACAGGAAAAAAAUGCAAAAAGAAAAAAAUAAAGAAGAAAAAAGAAGAAAAAAAAACAAGCGGAUUCAGGAGCCGUAGCUUGGUAUGAGGCCCUCGAUGUUAGCGUCCCCCCCCCCCCGUCCCCCCUGCGUUGUAAUGAUAUACUAUUGGGCUGCGCUUUCUCCCCCAGCCUUCACGUGGAUGCUGGAGUUUUUUUGCAUGAUCAUGAUGUACAAUGAAAUACAACCAUGAAUUGACGACUAUCAAAGUGUUUGUCUGAGUGUUAGUUGGUCUUCAUCAUAGCUUUGUUAUUCUUCGAACUUGGAUCUUGAAAGUAUUUAAUAAAAAUACUAUUUCAGCACUG
This is a messenger RNA of Scophthalmus maximus (turbot), 4923 nucleotides long. RefSeq names its product calcium/calmodulin-dependent protein kinase type II subunit gamma. Bases 228 to 2087 code for a protein of 619 amino acids. NCBI's taxonomy places the organism in Eukaryota, Metazoa, Chordata, Actinopteri, Pleuronectiformes, Scophthalmidae. Gene Ontology annotation, cellular component: neuron projection; cytoplasm. The record is from RefSeq and is a predicted model, not a curated record. Gene Ontology annotation, biological process: protein phosphorylation. The transcript has 23 exons. Gene Ontology annotation, molecular function: calmodulin binding; calcium/calmodulin-dependent protein kinase activity; ATP binding.